This is a messenger RNA of Colletotrichum karsti, 771 nucleotides long. RefSeq lists its product as uncharacterized. Gene Ontology annotation, molecular function: hydrolase activity, hydrolyzing O-glycosyl compounds. Gene Ontology annotation, biological process: carbohydrate metabolic process. Lineage: Eukaryota; Fungi; Ascomycota; Sordariomycetes; Glomerellales; Glomerellaceae. The transcript has 2 exons. The record is from RefSeq and is a predicted model, not a curated record. The coding region runs from base 1 to 771 and encodes 256 amino acids.
AUGCAUUUCACUACGCUUGCAACUCUCUUCGCUGGAGCCAGCCAGGUUUCUGCGCUGGUCCGCUCACCAAACCCGACAGAGAGCGGAGGAAAGUACGUUGUCAACGGAUACUCAUACUCCAACAGACUUCUUUUCAACUUCGCCAGCGGAACAUCUCUCCCAGAUGGCUUGUACAAGAGCACUUGGGACAUUGGGAGCACUCAUACCUACAGGGCUGAGAACGCAUAUGUCUCGGGCGGCUACCUUAACUUGGUCGUUCCAGGUGGACAGACCUCCCAGCCGUACACGGGUGGAGAGGUUACCACCGUCGUCGACAACAUCAAGUACGCGUCUGUCCGCACCGUGGCUAUCUUCAGCGAGCCGAAGGGUGUUUGCAAUGGCAUCUUCUACUACAAGAACGAAACUCAAGAGAUCGACAUUGAGUGGCUCUCUGACCCUGCCUCUCUCAGCAACCAGGGAACCCGCAGGGUCUGGCUCACGAACCAGGACGCCGACCUAAACGGCCAGAAGACCUACAACACUGUCGCCCCGGCCUCUGAUGCUACCUCUGCUGAACACGAAUACCGCAUAGACUGGACCCCGGGUCUGGUCCGCUGGUUCAUCGACGGACAGCAGGUCUGGAGCACUACUUCUGAUGUGCCUAACUCAGCCGGUCCCUGGAUACUUAACAAUUGGAGCAGCGGAGACCCGGGCUGGAGUGUUGGCCCCCCUGCUACCACCGCAAACUUCCGCGUCAAGGACAUGUCGAUUUACUACAACACGGGGGCUUAA